AUGAGUUCUAGCUUUUUCUUGGAAGAACGUAUGCUGGGGGAUAUAAUUGGGAUCAUCUCUCAGAAGCGUUCGAAAGAGACCAAAGUCCAGGUCAUCCAAACAAUUAGUAUUCUAGUUCAAAACAUUCGCGAUGAAAAGUCUCUCUGUAGCGUAUUCCCACGAAUCAUGACGUUGCUAGACUUUAUUCUGUCGAACAAUCACAUCAACAGCAUCAUAACAGCGGAUCUGGAUUUUCGAGAUGAAGACAUUGUGUCUCAAUAUAUUUCCUUUAUGAAGGUACUUUCCCUGUCCAUUAACGAAAAAACAAUACACUUCUUUCACAACAACAAAGAUCCCACAAAUCCCUUUCCACUCUUUACCAUUUGUGCUAAAUUUUUUGAUCAUCCGGAAGGAAUGGUUCGCAUUGCUGUGCGCACAAUCAUGUUUAAUUGUCUUCGAGGUUGUUUCCACCCACUUCUUUCUCUGUAG
Molecule: messenger RNA, 468 nt
Organism: Blastocystis hominis
Lineage: Eukaryota; Bigyra; Opalinata; Blastocystidae
Exons: 2
Coding region: 1-468 (155 amino acids)
Biological process (GO): endosomal transport; endosome to lysosome transport; regulation of autophagosome maturation
Cellular component (GO): endolysosome membrane; late endosome
Source: RefSeq, a predicted model, not a curated record